CAGUUGAACGCGCGCCGCUGUUGUAGAGUUACGCGUCGCGCGCGCCAUUUUUUACGAAAAUUCGGUUGUAUUUAUUUUCCAAAGACGUUAUAAAUUAUUGUCGCAGUGUUUCACAAUUAAUCCGAUAAACUAAUGUGUUAAGUUAUUAGUGUUGUGUAAAAACUGAUAAGUAAACCAAAAAUGCUCCGAUAAAGAUCAGCGGAUAACGGAGCGAUAUCAAAGUUUACGAGUUUUAGUGUCAGUGUUCUAAAUUCAAGUUUCGUCGGCAUUCGUGUUUUUUUCCAAAAAGUAAUUUAAAUCAAUCCAUUAGUCGUCUAUUCUAAAUUCAAAAACUACCUUGCGAGUGCCCUGAAUUCUACAAGUUAUCACUUCUAAAUUCAAAAUGUCGUAAUUCGAUCGUAUUAUACAUCACGUUUUGGAUUUAUACAUUUUUAUGUGCGGUUGUGUAUAAUGUAUGAGUAUGGGUGAGCCAACUAUACAUAAGACUUGUGUGAGGGUGAACUCUGCUGAUGAGGAAUCGAGAGAUGAGGUGGACCAUGACUUACCAAAGAAGAACCCUUUUAUACGGGGUUCAGAUCCCCGCGUUGCAACAUGCCGCGGCCGGUUGCAGACCAGACGGUGUCAGCUCAACCAAGAGAUAAAUAAGGAGCUUAGACUUAGAGCUGGAGCUGAAAAUUUGUUUAAGGCUACCACAAAUAGGAAACUGCGUGAGACGGUGGCCCUGGAGCUGAGUUUCGUCAAUUCAAACCUCCAACUCCUCAAAGAGCAGCUUGCUGAACUGAACUCGUCAGUGGAAUUGUAUCAGAAUGACAGCAAGGAGUGUGUAAUGCCGAUGAUUCCCCUUGGUCUAAAGGAAACCAAGGAAGUUGACUUCCGGGAGCCGUUCAAGGACUUCAUCCUGGAACAUUAUAGCGAGGAUGCUGCCUUAUACGAGGACCCCAUAUCGGACUUCAUGGAUAUGAGACAGGCCAUCCGAACUCCAGUACGAUCAACAGCUGGCGUGGCUCUCCUCUUUAAAUAUUAUAACCAACUAUACUAUAUCGAGAGGCGAUUCUUUCCACCCGAUAGAUCCCUUGGGGUCUAUUUCGAAUGGUUCGACUCAUUGACAGGAGUUCCUUCGUGUCAGAGGACUGUGGCGUUCGAAAAGGCCUGCGUUUUGUUUAACAUUGCUGGCAUAUACACACAGAUUGGAGCUAGACAGGAACGCAACACAUGCGCGGGUUUAGAUGGCGCAGUUGACGCGUUACUCCGCGCGGCGGGUACCCUUCGAUACAUCCACGAGAACUUCACAAAUGCACCAUCUGUUGACCUAGCUGCGCACACAUUGCUAGUAUUGGGAACGCUUAUGACUGCCCAAGCCCGCGAAUGCCUCUUCGAGAAACUCCAACUACAGGCGCGUGAAGCGUGUCGUGGUCGAGAUCGGGAAUUGCGCGACGACACUGACAUGUGCCUUGAUCUUGCGCAAGAGAGCGCGCAACUCGCGCACACAUAUAAUCAGUUGUAUGAAAAGAUGCAAACUGAAGGUGUGUUCAACUACGUGCCAUACUCGUGGGUGUCCCUCGUUCACGUGAAGACUGAGUUCUACCGCGCUUUGGCACAUCAGUACGCCGCUACCGGACUCCUACAUACCACCAGCGUGAUUCAUGCGAGGGAGCGACUAGCCGCCAUGUAUGGUCCGCCUGAUUGUAAUCAUAAUGGUUCGAUUUCCCCUACGUUCAAGUACGACGAGGACUUGGACCAUAUGGCCUUAGGCCGUGCGCACUUGGCUGAAGCUCUAGCGUUAUACGAGGAGGCUUUGAGGCUGCAGAGGAUGUGUCGUGAGUUACGUGGUAAAGAGGCAUUGUCUCUGGUAGUUGGGGCCCAUCGUGAGCGAGCGUCGCGGGACAAAGCUCAAUUGGCCGACGAACCAGACUUCGCAGACCUUCUUGAUGUACCCAAUAUACUGCCUUCAUCUAAAUUCCAAUUGGCCCUGACGCCCCCGGACUUUGCCCAACACAGAGUAGAGGACCUAUUUAAGACCCUCGGGCCUAUAGCUGUCUUCUCAGCUAAGAGGCACUGGAGCGCACCAAGACUCGUUCAGUUGCAGAGAGAUGGAGAAAGACGGAGGGAAAGAAGGAGUGAUAGACCAAAGCGAAAACCAAGCGACAAACGUGACCGUUCAGAAGACAACAGCACGUACUACGAAAAAUACGACUACGAAGUGACGAAACAAAAUGGCGUCUACAUCAACUAUGAGAGCCCCAAGGAGUAUAAGAGGGACUUAAGAAGAGCCGCCAGCGAAUACGAUAUGAAUGAGGAAGAAGGAUUCGGGUUUACUGUUAGAGGGGGGGCGCCAGUUGUCAUAGCGGCUGUUGAACCUAACUCAUUGGCUGAUAUGGCCGGUAUGAGAGAGGGUGACUUUAUAAUAUCUAUCGGCGAUACUGACGUGAAAUGGUCAAGUCACGAGGCCGUGGUAGCAUUAAUACAACGCGCAGGACGGACGCUAACACUACGACUUGCUACGCCCAUGGAUAGUGGAUCUAAUAAGUCAUCUCCUGAAACAAGUCGCCAAUCUUCAACCCCAGGGUCAGUAUCAGCGGCUUCCACGUCAAGUGGUUCCACUGGUGCCACAGCAAGAUCAUCCGCCCGAAGGAUGCCCUCCUGGAAUCCAUUCCGCAGACAUUCAGCGCGAGAUCACGCACCAGCUCAAACCAACGUCAUAUUCAGAUAGGUUGCUUAUUAUACCAAAACGUGUGUAAUGUCAAACUUCAAUGUCAAAUGGUCAUAACGAAUAGAGACAUGAAAGAGACAGCAAUGGUAGACUUUAAGUUUAUCCCUUUUUAUGUAAUACCAUUAUCGCUCUGUCUCUUUCUGUCUUGUUUUUGAAAGCAUUGUUAUGUCCAUUAUCUAUACCGUUUUUAGAUUCCAACUUGGUUCACUUAAGAAAUAUAACAGAUACUACUACUAAGUAGUUUAUUUAGUACUUUUACUAAAAAUAAUAUCCUAAAAGACGCAGAAAUUUAUUUUUUUACAAAAAUUUAAAAUGUGUGAAAGUUGUUUGUAACCCUUCCAAAUAUAACAUAGGUUAGUUGCAGAAAUAUAUUCCGUCCAUAAUUAUUUUGUUAACCCUGUCGGAGUAAACUAGUACUUAAUUUUUAAAAUGGCUAUGAUAUUCCAAAGUAUUUCCGAAUUUAAUAUAUAUUUUAAAACUAUUUAUUGUUUUUUACGUUUUUAAGCCACUCUCCCGCCUUUUUUCAUUUUCAACUGUCACUUCUUUGUCAUUUAAGACGUGCACAGUUGCCGAAAAAACGAUGUUUUAUAAGGCAGACAAUUUUAAUGGACUAUAUAUAACCUCUUUGUUAAAGCUUUUACUAUUUUGUCUAUUUAAAAACUUUAUUUUAUGUUCUGUUCCGUUUUUAACAAUUUACACGUAGUGAAGCUGAGCAUUCUCACAGA
Pieris napi is the source of this 3435-nucleotide messenger RNA. It is a transcript of the gene Rhp, whose product is annotated as rhophilin-2. The transcript has 16 exons. The record is from RefSeq and is a predicted model, not a curated record. The coding region runs from base 455 to 2710 and encodes 751 amino acids. Gene Ontology annotation, biological process: negative regulation of stress fiber assembly; signal transduction. Lineage: Eukaryota; Metazoa; Arthropoda; Insecta; Lepidoptera; Pieridae. Gene Ontology annotation, molecular function: protein binding.